AUGGCACUGCAGAUGGAGAAGCAUGCCCCUACAUUUUGGAUGGCUCUCAGCAAGCUGUUGAGCCCAUCCGAUGAGCAGCUACACCUGCAGGCCCGGAAACGGACUGAAUAUCGGAAACGGGAGGGAAAAUCAGUAGUGGAUACGGCAGCAAUGGAGCUUGAUGGUAUAGCAGAGGGUGAAGACGAAGCAACCGAGGUGGAGACGCGUGAGGAUGUUCUGGAACGGCAGAGAGUAGCACGAGUACGGAUGAAACAAGUCGUAUGUGUGAGCAUCAUUAUGAACAAUCGAAAUUUACAUUGCAAUACUCUCCAAACUCUUGUCGGUGUAUUUCUCCAUGCAUGCAAUGCACCGGAAAGUGUUCUAAACUUUGCAUCGCACAUUGGUGUAUCCAACUCACCCAGCACAAAUGAUACCACUAUCACUAGUCUCAGCGAAGACUCUACGACUGUUGUCCGUGAAUCCACGACUAAGGGAGAGAGUGGAUUUUCAUAUGACAAUGUCGAUAUUAAUUUGAAACACUCAUUCUCCUCCGUCGAGCAUCCAACUGUGUCACUCAUCCAUAUGACAUCGCGGAUGAGCUUCCCUCUUCAACAUCUCAAGCCAGGAGAUCUUGACUGCGCGUCAGAACUUUGGCGGCGCUCCGAUCUAAAUCCUCACCGAAAGCCAGAGGACAAGUACUAG
Mycena indigotica is the source of this 681-nucleotide messenger RNA. RefSeq lists its product as uncharacterized. Bases 1 to 681 code for a protein of 226 amino acids. The record is from RefSeq and is a predicted model, not a curated record. The transcript is spliced from 2 exons. NCBI's taxonomy places the organism in Eukaryota, Fungi, Basidiomycota, Agaricomycetes, Agaricales, Mycenaceae.